Messenger RNA from Folsomia candida, 731 nucleotides. RefSeq names its product larval cuticle protein 65Ag1. NCBI's taxonomy places the organism in Eukaryota, Metazoa, Arthropoda, Collembola, Entomobryomorpha, Isotomidae. The transcript has 6 exons. The record is from RefSeq and is a predicted model, not a curated record. Gene Ontology annotation, cellular component: chitin-based extracellular matrix. Gene Ontology annotation, molecular function: structural constituent of chitin-based larval cuticle. Bases 49 to 594 code for a protein of 181 amino acids.
CUUAAACUUCUAGAUUUUGGAGAGAGAAUGGCAAAUGUAUAAAAGCAGAUGCCCCUGCCAUCAUUGCCAUCAAAGACAAUCUUCUGCUUCUCAUCUUCACCAACAAUUCAUCACAAAGAUAUCAAGGUCUUCAUCAUGAAAUUCUUGGUUUUCCUCGCCAUCGUCGCUGUUGCCGUCGCUCAGCGUGGCAGGGCCCCAGCCGCCCAGAAGCCAGAAGAUGUGACCAUUGUUCGCUCAGAGUCCGAAAACAAUGGUGAUGGGACGUACAAGUUUCUUUGGGAAACCUCGGACGGUUCCAAGCAUGAGGAAUCUGGAUACUUAAAGCCAAACCCAGACUCUCAAGCUGAAUACAAAGAUAUCCAAGUGUCUCAAGGAUCUUACCAAUACUACGCUCCCGAAGGAGAUCUUAUCCAAGUCCAAUAUGUCGCUGACGAGAAUGGCUUCCAACCGACCGGAGAACACCUCCCCACGUCCCCACCAAUCCCUGCCGAGAUCCAGAAGGCCCUCGACAUUAUCUACUCGAACAUCGGCUCUGCACCCCCCGCCGCCCCAGCCAAGCGACCAGCUGCCCGACCAGCUUCCCGACGACACUAAUUUCGUAUAAACCCCAUCAAAACAUUUCCAUUUUAUCAUCAGAAAUACAAUUUCUACUCUUAUUUCCAUCAUGUAGUGCUGUGAUCUAGUUUUUUUGCCUUGUGUAAUUAAAUAUCAACUAUUUUUAUAACCUUUCA